Messenger RNA from Lineus longissimus, 2467 nucleotides. Its product is annotated as deoxycytidylate deaminase-like. The transcript has 5 exons. Lineage: Eukaryota; Metazoa; Nemertea; Pilidiophora; Heteronemertea; Lineidae. Gene Ontology annotation, molecular function: catalytic activity. The coding region runs from base 209 to 697 and encodes 162 amino acids. The record is from RefSeq and is a predicted model, not a curated record.
UCGCCGCUGUGUGUAAUCCAUAGCCAUAUGAACGAUUCCAGUGUCGUGAAUGGACUAAGUUCACGAGGCAAAUAUAUCUAGGCCCACACCCGUUUUUGUUUCCUUUUGCUGUUAUUUUUUGUACCUUCUCCUGACCCUGGUCACAUCUCGAGUUGGUCCUCUGUUACAUCUGGAUCGGUUGUGAUUCUUCCGCCAUUCUGCUGGGACCAUGGCAGAGACUGAGAGAAGAGCGACCGACGAUGAACAAUUCUAUAUGUCCAUUGCGGCAAUAGUAGCCAAUAAAUCGAAACUGACAGAAAAAGUUGGCGCAGUGUUGGUAAACGAUAAAAGGAAAAUCGUUGGCUACGGUUAUAACGGAUCGCCACUUAACAAGCCCACUCCUGGACCCAUUGUGGUGGACGCGCACACGAAUGCCAUUCUUUUCGCGACUGCGCCUCUUGAAGGUACCACUAUGUACACGACACAGCUGCCGAACGCAGCGGCUGCUGCGCAUAUAGUACAAGCUGAGAUCAAAGAAAUUAAAUAUCUUCAUCAUCAAGACAGAGUGGAUCAAUCGUCUUCUCCAGAUAUCGGCGAAAUACUUCGCGGUCAAGUACAUGUUACUAAGCUUGGUCUACAGAAUCAGCAGAUUACCAUUAAUUUUGCUGACUUCGGGCGUGUCGAGCCGGAUGAAGUGAGGGCACAACCGCAGGAAUAGGAUAGAAAGUAGGCUGCGGCAAAACAAAGAAAUUAAUGAAAUAGAUAAAUGCGGCUAUUAAAAACAGAAUAUAUAAACAUAAGUGGUGCGUGAAUGUUACAUGUAGGCAAUAAUUGAUAAAGACUAGUCUUUAAUUAAUUCUUGAUGUAGGUAAAUUAUUUAGCUGUGCAGAUUUCAUCUAGGAUAUAAUAGUGGUCCAUUUCACGAAAAAAAUGGCACUCUGUGUUUUGGUUGUUUCGUACAGAAAAUGAAAUAUCUGAUAAAAAUGUAUAGUUUCAUCUGAAAAUCAGAUAUUAAGGCAUUUUCUCUACGUUUAUCUCAUAAUUACAAUAAACAGUCCUCAAAUCGACACUUACAGAAAAGUCAUGUGUGUAAAACCAAAUACUCUAUUCUUCAAAUUUAUCUGUCCCACUACCGAACAUGGCAAAAUAAUGACAAAGUCCGAAGUAGGCCUAUUUUGAUGGGGAGAGCUCAAGUCAUAGAAGGGCCUAAGUGACAUCAACAAAUGUAAUACAAGUUGGACGUUGUGGUGUAGUAGGCUUAGACCGCGAGUGUCUAGGUUGUGGUUUGAGGUCAGAUUUGUCAAGGCGAGGUUACUUUGGAUUAACUUUUUGCUUUGCAUUUUGGAUUUUUGUGGUGAUUUCGAUGGACAAUGAUGACGAUGGGGCGGCGGAUGAGCAGGCAGGAUAAGAAAGGAGGCAUCUGUAUGGUUACAGCUUAAAUCAGCAGCUGGGCUUCGUUGACACAUUCAGGCUGCACCAUGCGAUCGGCAUCGACCAUGCCCGGUCUACAUGCGUUUAUUUGCGAACCGUUUUCGUAUCCACUCACGAACUUUCUCUAGAUGGGUAGAUGAAUACGAGGAAAUGGCAGAAAGGCGUUAUCGAUGCGCACACGAUGAGAGAAUACGACGCAGAAUUUGGCAGCAUGGCUAUAAUGAACAAGGUACCUCAGUUUUUUGUCAGGAAUUUGCAGAAAGCGUUUACCCUCAAGUGGAGUAAAAUAUCAUUGUGAGCUGUUUUAAGUCGGUGACAUUUUCGAGAUUUUUGUUUGAAUAAUUUUGACCCAGGUACCUGUAGUUAAUUCUUAAAGUUGUUAACUGCAUGCACAAAACUAGAGAAUCCCAUGCGGCAAUAGUAGUGAGUUUCCGCAUCACUUACGAUUACGAUUACGAUUACGAUUUCAAAGUCGUAAUCGUAAUACUCUCAAAACCGGUGUAGAAGUUUAAAAUGUCCUAGGAUAAAAUGUCCGGGAACAAAGGAUUCUAUUAUGCGCUUCAAUCUCUGAGCUAUUGUUGGUCAGGGUCUCUAUAGAACCAUAUUGCAGAAUACAAUAGGGCCGGACACUUUUUCCAGGGGGGACACUUUUUACUUUUACACCGGCAUGAACCAGAAAUUUUGUUUCCGCAUUCACACCAACGACUUGGUGUACUGUAGUAUAGGCACUAUACUCAGCUCUCAUGCUCUGGGUGCACUUUUCUCGGCGCUAAAACAUGAUCAAAAUCGCCGUUGAUCAAAUUAAAUGCAGUUCCUACGUUUGACAGAUAUGUUCUAAAGUGUUCUUCAAUGAAUAUUUCACCUUGAAUUUGAUAUGUAGCGUGGAAAAUAGGCUUUUCGCUAAUCCACGUAAUCGUUUUUCGACUUACGAAGAUCAGCCGGAAUCCUCGUGAGAACGAGACGAAAGUACCAUCGACGAUUUCGCUGGGGAUGACGUAGCACCAAAAAUCGAUGACGUCAAACACAAAUCGUAAUCGUAAUCGUAAUCGUAAGCGAU